Molecule: messenger RNA, 1393 nt
Organism: Mya arenaria
Lineage: Eukaryota; Metazoa; Mollusca; Bivalvia; Myida; Myidae
Product: cell death abnormality protein 1-like
Exons: 2
Coding region: 128-1378 (416 amino acids)
Molecular function (GO): scavenger receptor activity
Source: RefSeq, a predicted model, not a curated record
AAUGCAGUUGUUAACGUUACAGUGACGUUUUGAUGUUGUUAUUCAAUUGUUAUACAAAGCAAUGACUGAAUUCAAGUGGUGACAAAUUAAUUAAGUGCUUUUAUUGUGUUUCAUUUAUAACUUCAGCAUGGAUAUUUGCUUCAAUAUUGUGUUUUUUUAUCUGGUAUUUGUGCACGCCCAAGUUUGCGCAGAAAUUCCAAGCGAGUGUACGGGCUGUGGUUGCUGUGUACCCCGUCUAUAUACAUGUGAUCAAAACGAUAACUGCUAUAAUGGAUGCCUAGAUGGAUAUUGGGGUAAUAGGUGUUAUAACAAAUGUCUAUACCGCAACUGUAUAAAAUGUGAUCGUUAUAACUGCUAUCAGUGUAAAACAGGUUUUUAUGACAAAAAGUGUGAAUCCUCAUGUGGAUAUCAGUGUAAAACGUGUAACCGUUGGAAUGGUUGUACAGAAUGUAACACGGGGUAUUAUGGUUCUAGGUGUGAAAAGCAUUGCGGAGACUAUUGUGCAAGUUGUGAUAAACAAAUUGGAUGUACUGUAUGCGAAGCUGGAUAUUAUUCCAACAACGGAUUGUGCCGCCAAUGCUAUUAUAAAAGCAUUGGAUGCACAUGUACAGAAUACAAAAAUUGCAUUGAUUGUAUGGUUGGGUAUUUCCCGAAUAAAGAACAAUGUUUACGAUGUCCAAAUACCUGUACAUCGUGCACUAGUUCUACACAGUGCACUUCCUGUUCGGACGGUCGAUUUGGAAGUAUGUGUCAAUAUCAAUGUGCAGAAACAUGCAUACACGGUAGUUGCUUUUCAAAGUACGCUACUUGUCAGUGCAAUUGGUAUUAUACUGGGGACACAUGUGAUCAGUGUUCCUCGGGAUAUUAUGGUCAUGAAUGCAUGCAGGCGUGUUCAGAAGGUUGCUCCUCUGAUACCUGCUCGCAGAAUGACGGAUCUUGCACAUGCAAAGAUGGAUGGAAGGGUGUUAAAUGUGACAGGUGUGCUGAUCGAUAUUUUGGAAACAAGUGCGAUAUGAAAUGCAAAAGAAACUGUGAUUCGUGUAAUGGAUUGUACAAUUGCGAGGUUUGUAACUUGGGUAAUUAUGGAAGUUAUUGUCAACACAGUUGCGGCAAAGGUUGUACUGAAAAUCAAUGCGAAAAGCGGACAGGAAAUUGCUCCUGUAUAAAUGAGUAUUUCAAAUCAACAAACACACCGCAUUGUAAUGAAUGUGUUACCGGCAGAUACGGUCAGGCGUGUGAGCAAACCUGUUCUAAUGGGUGUUAUACGUGUGAAAACGAGACUUACUGUUCUUCCUGCCAUGACGGGCACUUUGGUAUAUCCUGCCAAAUGCUUUGUCCUGAUGGGUGCCAAGAGAAUAAUUGCAAAAAGAAUGAUUGAUCGUGUUUAUUUUGC